AACAAUGUUAUUACAUUUUGUGUAAUUAUUUUAUGUGAAUAUUAUCGUGUGAUGAUAAAUUCAAUACCGGUGAAUGAAUGCUAUGGUAAAUAUAUGCUGUACAUAAAUACAUACAACUUUUGUGUUCUCUGUAUACAGUAAAUGUGGUGUUGUGGUUGAUGUGAUAAGGUCAAGAACAUAUUUUACAAUUGGAGUUUCAUCAAUAAAUAAUUAUUUGUUUUGGAAUUGUUAGUUACGUACAUUGUCAGGAAGUCAAAGCUAUGAAUUUGUCUGAUGGUUUCCUAUCAUUAAACAUUCCAAAGCACCAGCAUGAUAGUUAUAACCUGCAGCUCAUUUAAUACUGGAAAUAUGUUUUUAAAUACGAAAACAGGAAGCAGUUGGGGCUUUCCUGGAGGUGUUUCAUAACAUUUUUGACAUGCCUUACAGCAAGUUUGGCAAGUGUUGUUCUUUUCUUCUGCUGCCCGUUUUCUAAUACUGUGUCCUGGUUUGACAACUCAUAAUGAAACAAAUUCACUGUAGCGCAGUUAGAUUCAGGUGUCUGUCGGUGUGACUAAAAUGUGAGAGUAGAGUGGGACAUAAGGCAAAAUUGAGUAGAAAAAGCUUGAAAAGCCUUAAUUGCAGCUUGGAUUUCUGCUUGGGGUAUGUAAAGAAGUAAAGAAGGCCUUACUUUUCUUAAAUAUUUUUUUUUUCUUUAUUUUUACAUCCUAAAGAGGCUGUUCAAGACACAGGAACUCAUUAGAAUUUGCGGGAACUCUGCUUAAGACAAAAUACUGAAUUAAAAUCUGACACUCCAUCUCGAGUGUUAUCUGUCGAGAACAAAUUCUUCUGAAAUGGCUACAACAACUGAUCCUCUAACAGGGGAUGUAAACACAGAGAAAGAUCAACGUAGACGAUCCAGUGCUGAAUUAGACCGUCCAGAGAUGUCUGGAAUAAAUCAGGUGAGGAUUAUGCUGAUGGGUCGGACUGCAGAAGGACAGAGGUCUGCUGGAAACAUCAUUUUGGGGAGACAGGCUUUCCCUGUUUUAGAAACACAGAAGAGUGAGAAGCAUUGUGGUUCAGUGGCUGGGAGGAAGCUGGCAGUGAUCACCACAGCAGAUCUGUUUAACUCGAAUUUCUCUGAAGAGGAGCACUCACAAAGGGUUUGGAGCUGUUUGAGCCUGUCUGACCCAGGACCCCAUGUGUUCUUGUGGGUACAGCAGGAGAGGAACAUCACACAGGAGGACCGAAACGCUCUGAGGAGGUUCAAGAAGUCUUUUGGUGAAGGAGCUUCAAGGUUCUCAAUGGUGCUGUUCAUGCAUGAAGACCACAGGGAAUAUGUCAGUGUUGGUGAUUCAGCUAAACCCGGUGAUGAUGCUCUGCUGGACUUUAUUCAAGUCUGUGGGGGCAGGUACCACUUCCAUAGCCAACGAAACCAUACACAAGUAACUGAGCUUCUGGAGAAGAUCCAAGAGAUUGUGGAUGAAAAUGGAUGCAGUUACUUCGCCGGGGAGAUCUUUAACUGGCCAGAUAUUGCUUGGAAAGGACUGGAGAGCAAAAAGAAAGAGGUGGCUUCCAGAGAUGAACUGGGUGUUACAGGGGAUGUGAAAACAGAGAAGGAUCCAAGCCCUGACUUUGAGCGUCAAAACAGUACCUUGUGGGCAGAACGUAGACACAGACUUCACUCACAAAGUUUCAAUUGCAAAUGGGACCACAGAGAUCGUGUGAGGAUAGUGCUGGUGGGGAGGACUGGUGUAGGGAAGAGUGCCACAGGAAACACCAUACUGGGGAGAGAGGCAUUUGUUUCCAAAGUUCAAAGUAACUCUGUGACAAAGAAAUGCCAGAAAGAGACAGGAAGAGUCGCAGGAAGAGGGGUAGCUGUGAUUGACACUCCAGGCCUGUUUGACACCACCCUGUCUACUGAGGACGUCCAGGAAGAGAUCAUGAAAUGCAUGGCAUUGGCAUGUCCUGGACCUCAUGUGAUCCUCUUGGUGCUCUCUUUGGGACGCUUCACACAAGAGGAGAGAGAGACACUCAGAUUUAUCAAAAUGAUCUUUGGUGACAAAGCUGAAAAGUACACAAUGGUCUUGUUCAACAGAGGUGAUGACCUUGGUGAUCAAUCCAUUGAAGAUUACAUUGCAGAAGGUCAUCCUGAGGUCAAGAAGCUGAUUGGGGGCAGUGGAGGCAGGUACCAUGUCUUCAAUAACAGAGAAAAGAGGGAGAGACGGCAAGUCAUUGACCUGUUUAAAAAGAUAGAAAAGAUGAACUGGGAUAAUAAAGGAAGCUGCUGCACACGUGAGAUGUUCCUGGAGGCAGAAAUGGCAAUGAUACGAAUACAGAUGUGGAAAGAGAAAGAGGAGGAGGUGAAGAGAGACCUGGAAAUGUGGCAGGCCAAGUACAAAUUAGAAAUUGAAGAUCUACAAAGGGAAAAACAGGAGAGUGAGAAAAAUCUGGAAGAACUACAGAGGAAGAAGGAUAACCUCAAACAACACGAAGAUCAGGAGAGGACAGAAAGAGGAGGGCAACACGAAAGACGAGUAGACCAAGAUAAAGAGCUGGGGGAAUUACUGGGGCACUGGGCCCUUCUAGAGAGGAAAACAGGAAAUGAGGAAGGGAGAGAAGGGGCCAGUGGAACAUGGAGGCCAGAGCAACAGGGUGGAGAGAGUCGGGAGGAUGGAGAGGAGGAAAAAAAACACAAACAAGAGGGAAAAAAGAAACAAGAUGAAGAAGGGAAUGAGAAACUGAUGGGAAUUAUGUCGAGGAAAGAGAGAAAAGGGAAUAAAUUAGACUUUAAAAUGCCAUUUAAAAGGCUGGAGAAAGAGAAAUUCCAAAAGACAAAAGAAAAGAAAAAAAGAGAAGAAAAUGAUGGAGACGAAAACAAAAAGAGGAAGAAGAAUAUUUUGGAUAAAAAAGCUGAAAAAUCAAUCAACGAGAAAGAAACUGAUGCUGAGAGUCAAGGGGGGCAAGACAGGCCUCUUAUGGAGCAACGUGAUUCAGAGAAAAGACAAGGAGAGGAGGAGGAACAAGAGGGUGAAGAUUCUGCCGGAGAAAAUGUAGCAGUGAGAUUGACAGAAGCAGAGUACAAAAGACUCAUAAAUGAAAUUAAGAAAAAUCAGGAACUUGCAAAGCAGCAAGCAGAAGAGUUUAAAUCCUUCAUGAUGAAAUAUUCACAUCAUUUUGAAGCCUUGCAAAGAAAAGAGGGAGGCAGAUGUGUGAUACAGUGAGCUGAUAAGAGUUCACAUCCUUCUCACAUCCUGCUGAUGCACAGCACAUGCAUUGCCUCAUCUGAGGAAUGUGUCUUAGUGAAUGUGGUGAUGGCACGAUUUCACUUCUAAUGUUUCAUAUUGUAUUUCAGAUACGUAAAUCGGAUUAAUCAUAAAAAUAGUUUUUUGCGUUAUCCUCUGUUUUCCUUAAAUUAAGUGCUUAACAGUACAUAAAACUUCAAGUGAGAUCCAGUUUUAAUGAACUUCUUUCCUUUGAUCUUUUAAGUUGCAUUCUGCUCCAUUUGCCUCCACAAAAUUUGACAGGGCAUGGAUGGGACCCACAGUCCAUUAAGCACUGUUCUAGAGCAUGGAUGGGCCCCAUGGUCUGGUAACUGUUAAGCACUGUUCUAGUGAAUGGAUGGUACCUGGGAUCUGGUAGCUGUUAAGCACUGUUCUAGUGAAUGGAUGGGACCUGGCGUCUGGUAUCUGUCAAGGCACUAUUCAAGAGCCAAGUCUGUAAUGUCAGCACUAUAUUAAAAAGCAUACAUUUAAUAUACAAUGCAAGAUGUGAUGUCUACACUACAGCUAAUGUCAUGUGUUUAACAUGGAAAGCGAAUUGUGUUAAUUUAUGAAAACUUGAACCAGGAUGAUUUCUGAAGCCAUUCACUAAUACCUCUAUACCAGGAUGGUCCCACAGGGAUGUGACAUUUAUGUUUAGUGCUUAAGAAUGUCUUAAACAUGUCCUGUACCUUGAAGUAGUUAUAGUCCCAAUAUAGGGUUUAAU
This is a messenger RNA of Anguilla anguilla (European eel), 3963 nucleotides long. Its product is annotated as GTPase IMAP family member 8-like. The transcript has 7 exons. Gene Ontology annotation, molecular function: GTP binding. Lineage: Eukaryota; Metazoa; Chordata; Actinopteri; Anguilliformes; Anguillidae. Bases 831 to 3200 code for a protein of 789 amino acids. The record is from RefSeq and is a predicted model, not a curated record.